Molecule: messenger RNA, 2450 nt
Organism: Gavia stellata (red-throated loon)
Lineage: Eukaryota; Metazoa; Chordata; Aves; Gaviiformes; Gaviidae
Gene: ABCB10
Product: ATP binding cassette subfamily B member 10
Exons: 13
Coding region: 1-2115 (704 amino acids)
Biological process (GO): transmembrane transport
Cellular component (GO): membrane
Molecular function (GO): ATP hydrolysis activity; ABC-type oligopeptide transporter activity; ATP binding
Source: RefSeq, a predicted model, not a curated record
AUGGCGGGCUACGCGCCGCGCCUGCCCUGGCUGCUGCCGCUGCUGCGGCGGGCGACGCCGCCCCCCUGGGCUCGGGCCGCCGGCGGGGUCGCCGGCCUCCGCGCUCCGCCGCGCCCGGCCAGCAGGUGCGGGACGCCCCCCCCGCUGCUGCUACUGCCGCCGCCGAGCGCGCCGUGCUGCAGCCGCCGCCGCCUCCUCCUCCCGCCCGCGGCGGCAGGCAGCGCCCCGCGCUCCCUGAGCGCCGCUGCGGGCGCGGAGCCACCGGCGCCGCCGCGGGGGGCUGCCGGCGCCCCGCCGCGCCUCGAGGGUCGGAGGCUGCUGGCCCUGGCGCACCCCGAGCGCUGGAGACUGACAGCUGCUGUUGGCUUUCUGACAAUUUCCAGUGUCAUUACCAUGUCAGCCCCUUUCUUUCUGGGUAAAGUUAUUGAUGUUAUUUAUACAAAUCCCAGCGAAGAUUUUACUGACAGCCUGACCAGCCUGUGUGCCUUGCUGAGUGGAAUCUUUCUAUGUGGUGCUGCUGCUAAUGCUAUUCGUGUCUACCUCAUGCAGACUGCAGGACAAAGAAUUGUGAAACGUUUGAGAACAACCAUGUUUUCCUCUAUUCUGAAGCAAGAAACUGCCUUCUUUGACAAGACCAGAACAGGAGAGCUGAUAAACCGCUUAUCUUCAGAUACAGCCCUCUUGGGCCGUUCAGUGACUGAAAACCUUUCAGAUGGGCUCAGGGCAGGAGCACAGGCAUCUGUGGGGGUUGGAAUGAUGUUUUUUGUGUCACCUAGCCUUGCUGCAUUUGUUCUCAGCAUUGUGCCACCCUUGGCUGUUCUGGCUGUGAUUUAUGGAAGAUACUUGCGAAAACUUACUAAAAAGACCCAAGAUGCUCUUGCAGAAGCAACACAGUUAGCUGAUGAGCGUAUUGGAAAUAUAAGAACAGUUCGAGCUUUUGGGCAAGAAGUGGCUGAAAUGGAGAAGUACACAAAUAAAGUUGAUUAUGUGCUACAGCUGGCUAAAAAAGAGGCACUAGCUCGGGCAGGCUUCUUUGGAGCAACUGGCCUUUCUGGAAACUUAAUUGUCCUCUCAGUCUUAUACAAAGGAGGAUUACUAAUGGGCAGUGCCUACAUGACAGUUGGUGAACUCUCAUCUUUCCUAAUGUAUGCUUUCUGGGUUGGAAUAAGCAUUGGAGGUCUAAGUUCCUUUUAUUCCGAACUAAUGAAAGGACUAGGUGCUGGUGGACGCCUAUGGGAACUUAUUGAAAGGAAGCCCCAACUUCCAUUUAAUGAGGGAAUCGCAUUAGGCAAAGAUACAUUCAGAGGUGCUUUGGAAUUCAAGGACAUUGAGUUUGCAUAUCCAACACGUCCAGAAAUAUCAAUUUUCAAAGAUUUUAGCCUUUCCAUUCCAGCUGGCUCUGUUAUGGCUCUGGUUGGCCCAAGUGGUACAGGGAAAUCGACUAUUGUAUCCCUUCUGCUGAGGCUGUAUGAUCCUAUCUCAGGUACUAUCACUGUUGAUGGCUUUGAUAUCCGUCAGUUAAAUCCACUGUGGUUCAGAAAAAAGAUUGGAACAGUGAGUCAGGAACCAAUUCUGUUCUCCUGUUCUAUUGCUGAAAAUAUUGCCUAUGGUGCAGAGGAUCCUUCUACUGUGACUGCAGAGGAGAUUCAGAAAGUUGCUGAAAUAGCUAAUGCUGCUAGCUUUAUCAGAGAUUUUCCAAAAGGGUUCGACACUGUAGUUGGAGAAAAAGGCAUUCUGCUUUCAGGUGGACAGAAGCAACGAAUUGCAAUUGCUCGAGCUCUGCUCAAGAAUCCUAAAAUCCUUCUGUUAGAUGAAGCAACAAGUGCUUUGGAUGCUGAAAAUGAGUAUCUAGUGCAAGAAGCUCUGGACCGGCUGAUGGAAGGGAGGACAGUCCUAAUUAUUGCUCAUCGUCUGUCUACUAUUCAGAAUGCUGAUUUUGUUGCAGUCCUUGGCCAGGGUAAAAUUCUUGAAUGUGGAAAACAUGAGGAACUACUUGCAAAUCCAAAUGGACUUUUCAGGAAACUAAUGCAGAAACAAGCUUUUCUUCAGAAUAGUGAUAUUUUUGCAUUAGAUUUACAAUCCAGAGAAAAGGAUGUAUUAAAAGAAAAUGUAUGAGAGAAUGUCUGAAUAAUGGAAGCUUCCAAACUACAAAGAAUAUAACUUAUGUUUCAGUUAUGUAAAGUAAAUGUUAUAUUUUUCAAAAAUGUACAAAAGAUUCUUUUGAGACUUAAAUGUGUUUAAGCUUUUUAUUGAAAGCUUUUUAAUAAUUAUUGCAACUUUUUAAAAUGUCUAUCACAUUGAUAUAAUUUCAGUGUAUAGAUUUUUCUGCUUUGUGUUAAUUGAGACCGUUUAGAAUCUUGUUUGCUGUAAUGCACUGUAUGACGAUGUGCUGCAUUCUCAAGUAAGUUCAGUAUUUUAAGGGUAAUUAAAUGACAAUCUUAUAAUUUUCA